UUGUAGUUUUUCCUUUAGAGCAGAGACGACUUUUAUUUCCGCCCCCUCCCCUCCACAUUCCUGACCUCUCCCUCCCCCCCUUCCCUCUUUCUUUCCUUCCUUCCUCCUCUUCCAAGUUCUGGGAUUUUUCAGCCUUGCUUGGUUUUGGCCAAAAGCACAAAAAAGGCGUUUUCGGAAGCGACCCGACCGUGCACAAGGGCCAUUUGUUUGUUUUGGGACUCGGGGCAGGAAAUCUUGCCCGGCCUGAGUCACGGCGGCUCCUUCAAGGAAACGUCAGUGCUCGCCGGUCGCUCUCGCCUGCCGUGCGCCCCGCCGCCCGCUGCCCGCUGCCCAUGGGGGAGAUGCCGGGCGCGCUGGCCAGGGCCCGGCUCGAGUCCCUGCUGCGGCCCCGCCACAAAAAGAGGGCCGAGGCGCAGAAAAGGAGCGAGUCCUUCCUGCUGAGUGGACUGGCUUUCAUGAAGCAAAGGAGGAUGGGCCUGAACGACUUUAUUCAGAAGAUUGCCAAUAACUCCUAUGCAUGCAAACACCCUGAAGUUCAGUCCAUCUUGAAAAUCUCCCAACCUCAGGAGCCUGAGCUUAUGAAUGCCAACCCUUCUCCUCCACCAAGUCCUUCUCAGCAAAUCAACCUUGGCCCAUCGUCCAAUCCUCAUGCUAAACCAUCUGACUUUCACUUCUUGAAAGUGAUUGGGAAGGGCAGUUUUGGAAAGGUUCUUCUAGCAAGACACAAGGCAGAAGAAGUAUUCUAUGCAGUCAAAGUUUUACAGAAGAAAGCAAUCCUGAAAAAGAAAGAGGAGAAGCAUAUUAUGUCGGAGCGGAAUGUUCUGCUGAAGAAUGUGAAACACCCUUUCCUGGUGGGCCUUCACUUCUCUUUCCAGACUGCUGACAAAUUGUACUUUGUCCUAGACUACAUUAAUGGUGGAGAGUUGUUCUACCAUCUCCAGAGGGAACGCUGCUUCCUGGAACCACGGGCUCGUUUCUAUGCUGCUGAAAUAGCCAGUGCCUUGGGCUACCUGCACUCACUGAACAUCGUUUAUAGAGACUUAAAACCAGAGAAUAUUUUGCUAGAUUCACAGGGACACAUUGUCCUUACCGACUUCGGACUCUGCAAGGAGAACAUUGAACACAACAGCACGACAUCCACCUUCUGUGGCACGCCGGAGUAUCUCGCACCUGAGGUGCUUCAUAAGCAGCCUUAUGACAGGACCGUGGACUGGUGGUGCCUGGGAGCCGUCUUGUAUGAGAUGCUGUAUGGCCUGCCUCCUUUUUAUAGCCGAAACACAGCUGAAAUGUACGACAACAUUCUGAACAAGCCCCUCCAGUUGAAACCAAAUAUUACAAAUUCCGCAAGACACCUCCUGGAGGGCCUCCUGCAGAAGGACAGGACGAAGCGGCUGGGAGCCAAGGAUGACUUUAUGGAGAUUAAGAGUCAUGUCUUCUUCUCGCUAAUUAACUGGGAUGAUCUCAUUAAUAAGAAGAUUACUCCCCCUUUUAACCCAAAUGUGAGUGGGCCCAAUGACCUGCGGCACUUUGACCCUGAGUUUACCGAAGAGCCUGUCCCCAAUUCCAUCGGCAAGUCCCCCGACAGCAUCCUCGUCACAGCCAGCGUCAAGGAAGCUGCCGAGGCUUUCCUAGGCUUUUCCUACGCGCCUCCCACGGACUCUUUCCUCUGAACGCUGUUAGGGCUUGGUUUUAAAGGGUUUUAUGUGUGUUUCUGAAUGUUUUAGUUAGCCUUUUGGUGGAGCCGCCAGCUGACAGGACAUGUUACAAGAGAAUUUGCACAUCUCUGGAAGCUUAGCAAUCUUAUUGCACACUGUUCGCUGGAAGCUUUUUGAAGAGCACAUCCUCCUCAGUGAGCUCAUGAGGUUUUCAUUUUUAUUCUUCCUUCCAACGUGGUGCUAUCUCUGAAACGAGCAUUAGAGUGCCGCCUUAGACAGAGGCAGGAGUUUCGUUAGAAGGCGGACGCUGUUCUAAGAAAGGUCUCCUGCAGGUCUCCCUAGGCUGUGAUGAUGAAUAUUAUGAAAUGUGCCUUUUUUGAAGAGAUUGUGUUAGCUCCAAAGCUUUUCCUAUCGCAGAGUGUUUCAGUUCUUUAUUUUCCCUUGUGGAUAUGCUGUGUGAACAGUUGUGUGAGUGUGGUAUGCCUGAUCACAGAUGGAUUUUGUUAUAAGCAUCAAUGUGACACUUGCAGGACACUACAACGUGGGACAUUGUUUGUUUCUUCCAUAUUUGGAAGAUAAAUUUAUGUGUAGACUUUUUUGUAGGAUAUGGUUAAUAAUUAAAAUUUAUUGAAAUGGUCUUGCAAUGACUCAUUCAGAUGCUUAAAGAAAGCAUUGCUGCUACAAAUAUUUCUAUUUUUAGAAAGGGUUUUUAUGGACCAAUGCCCCAGUUGUCUGUCAGAGCCGUUGGUGUUUUUCAUUGUUUAAAAUGUCACCUGUAAAAUGGGCAUUAUUUAUGGUUUUUUUUUUUUUGCAUUCCUGAUAAUUGUAUGUAUUGUAUAGAGAAAGUCUGUACAUUGGGUUAUAACACUAGUAUAUUUAAACUUACAGGCUUAUUUGUAAUGUAAACCACCAUUUUAAUGUACUGUAAUUAACAUGGUUAUAAUAUGUACAAUCCUUCCCUCCUCCCAUCACACAACUUUUUUUGUGUGUGAUAAACUGAUUUUGGUUUGCAAUAAAACCUUGAAAAAUAUUUACAUA
Messenger RNA from Cercocebus atys (sooty mangabey), 2693 nucleotides. Its product is annotated as serine/threonine-protein kinase Sgk1. The transcript has 12 exons. The coding region runs from base 333 to 1670 and encodes 445 amino acids. Gene Ontology annotation, biological process: protein phosphorylation. The record is from RefSeq and is a predicted model, not a curated record. Gene Ontology annotation, molecular function: ATP binding; protein serine/threonine kinase activity. Lineage: Eukaryota; Metazoa; Chordata; Mammalia; Primates; Cercopithecidae.